Portunus trituberculatus (swimming crab) is the source of this 5874-nucleotide messenger RNA. Its product is annotated as meteorin-like protein. Lineage: Eukaryota; Metazoa; Arthropoda; Malacostraca; Decapoda; Portunidae. The record is from RefSeq and is a predicted model, not a curated record. Bases 400 to 1440 code for a protein of 346 amino acids. Gene Ontology annotation, molecular function: hormone activity. The transcript is spliced from 3 exons.
GUGGUAGGGUCUCAGUCAGACUUGUGCCGUGGUGAGAGAGAGAUUGUACGUCGCUUUCUACUCCCGCCACCUGUUGCUGUUCCUACGCCAGUUUAACACACAAAUGGAGGGAUUUUACCGCGUGGAUCUCUUUCCUUAAGCCCAGAAACACGAGAAAGGAAAGAACUCAAGUGUGUGAAGGAAAAACGUGGAUGUUAGUCAAACUUUUAAUCUUUUUUUUUCUCUCUUCUUCAUCUCGCGGCGCUGAGAUGACGCGGAUGAGGAGAAUGGAUACCGCGAAUGUGUGCACGGUUGAAACAUCACAAUAAGACACCACAGGACGCGAGAUGAAGCUGAAGGAGGAGGAGAAGGAGAACGAGGAGGAGAUACGGAGAAUACAAGGUCAUCUCCAUCCACUAAAUGACACGGAGAGACAUCGCAACCAUCAGCAUCCCUCCCCCGCCCGCCCGCCCCUCCCCUUGCCGCAGUGACAGGGGCAGGGUGGCAGGGGCGCGCUGGGUUCUGUCCCUGCAUAGACUGUGGGUAUGCUGUCUGUGGGUACUGAUUGCCACUCCUGUUAACACCUGUGCGGAUUCCAACGGCUGUGACUUCUUCGGCAGCGGACUGAAACAAGACGGCCGUGGCAUUCAACCCGUGUAUCUCAGCUGUUCUUCUGGGCGCGUGGAGUGGCAAUACCCAAGAGCGGGACUUCGGGUUAUCCUAAGGUCCCCCACUAAGGGCAAGGACUUCAGAGCGUGCAUCAAGGGAGCGGAGAAGUUUGAGGGCGCCAGAGUUUACCUAGAGGGGCACCGUUCCUUACUGCCUCUCUUCGCUGCUGAUGAUGGCAGGCCUCGUGAUCUCGUGCGCUGCUUCACCAGUUACAAAGGCGAGGCGGCGCUUUACGUGGAGGCGGAGCAAGGGACGGAUGGUCUCAAGAAGCAGGUGGCGGGCUUCGAGUACGACUUGAAAGCAAUGCAAGAAGGCGCCAUUUAUGAUCCCAUGGAGGAGUGCCGACCCUGUACUGAGGAGGAGCUACUGCAUCUCUACUGCUCUGGUGACUUCGUGGCGCGUGGGUCCAUUCUUGCAGUGACGGACAAGCCUCGUUUGGACCUCACCUCUCUCACCAUAAGGGCGUCGAAGAUCUUCCAGCAGACCUACCCUGUGUUUGGUCACGGCCACGCACACCCACACCGAACCAGCGCCGAGAGAGGGACGCAGAGGGACGCUGAAGACGAGGAGGAAAAUGACAUCUCCUUCAGCAGUUUAGUGGAGGAAGGGAGUUACAUUGGCAAAGUCGUCAUGCCCAUGCAGUGCGGAGCGAGAUGGGGAGAUGGGGAGUUUCUGGUGAUGGGGGUGAUGCGCCUCGGCCAGCCCCUCAUGCGAUGCGCCCCUAGGUACGAGGAAUGGCUAGCCCUCACACGCCGCGCCCAGAGUCAAGCCCAAUGUAUCCUGGAGUCCUGAGAUCAUGCAAGGAUGAGUAGGAUGCGUCCGUACUCCAGCGGUGUCUUUGUACGAGAUGUGAUGUCCUGAAGGAGUGAAGGAAUAAGGUUAUAUGUCCUUCGCCCUUCUGUACACGUCAUAAAGGAGUGUAGGAUGUGAUAUAAUGCCAUGAAGGGAUGUAGAAACUGAAAUCCUUCCUCCUGUACACGUGUUAAGGGCGUGUGGGAUGAAAUGUGAUGUUCUGAAGUGCAAAGUGAGAUUAAGUUGUGCGGGAUGUGAUGCGUCCUGUAAUGCGAAGGAGUGAAGGAUGUAAGGAAGAGUGUAGGAUAUGAUGUCCCUCGUCCUUGUACAGACAAUUAAGGACGUGUCAGCUCCGUGUAGGAUUAUGAUUGAUGUCCUGAAGUGCAAAGGAGUGAAAGGACAGGAACUAAGCGUCACAUAUUCCUACAAAACAUCUCGGGGCAUCGUAGGAUUGUGAAGGAUGUGAUAAUAUGAUAUCCUUUAGUGCCAGUGAGUGCCAAUAUGUUAACGCAGUGCCAACAGUGAAAAGAAAGUUGAUAAAUGACACUAGUACAUAAAAUCACAAUAAAAAAGACAAAUUUCUCAACAAAUGACCGAAAAAAAGUGAAAAAUGACACUCAAACAAUAAAAUAAAAAAAAAAAAGACGAAUUCCCAAUAAGGGUCACUAAAAAAAAAUACACUCAAAUCUUGGUUCCUGAAAUGAAUAAAAAAAAAAGACACGUGGUGAUUAAGAUGAUAAGGUAAUAAACCACUAAACCGAGUCGUAAUGAAGUGAAAUUUAUAAGUGAAGGAAACAAGUGCCAAACAUGUUCCUCUCGAGUGCAAUACGUGAGUCGAAAGGAAUUUGGGGGAGAGGUUGUAUAGUGUGUGUGUGUGUGUGUGUGUGUGUGUGUGUGUGUGUGUGUGUGUGUGUGUGUGUGAGUCAUUGAAGCGAAAGCGGGAAAAAAAAAAUACGAAAGAGAAGAGGGAAAAGAGAUGGAAAAGUAAAUAACACCACAAAAAACAGAUCCUUUCUCUCUCUCUCUCUCUCUCUCUCUCUCUCUCUCUGCUGGUGUGUAAGGUGUGGUGGGAGGCGUGCAGGUGUGUAGCAGGCGUGGGAGGUGCAAUACGCAGGUGUGAAUGGAAUAACUAAUGAUUUUUCCUACCUGUACGAAAUGAGGAGAAAAAUGAAGGAAUGAAUUAAUGAAAAGGAAAAAAAAAGUAAGGAUUAUGCCAUUAAUUCUCUCUCUCUCUCUCUCUCUCUCUCUCUCUCUCUCUCUCUCUCUCUCAAUAUAAGCAGGCAGAUAAUUACUUGUGAAUAUGGUGUAAUUUGUGAAUCGUGUAAUAGUUCGCUAAUUGAGUUUCAUAUGUGAUUGUUGUGUCAAAUGGUAGUAAUAGUGUAAAUAGCAAAGUUAAUAUGGCCAUUUGGGAAGUGUGUAUGUGUGUAUAUAAUAUUUUUUUUACGUUUGUCUGAGUUAGGGGUUGAAAAAAAAUGUCAGUUUUCUUUUUUUCUGUCUUUUGCUCACGUUUUCUUUCAUCGUAUGGUAAUUGCUUAUAUGUUGUUUUGUUACCGUUAUUUAUUUCGAUAUUUUUCUUUUUUUUUUUUUUUUUUUUUUUUUUUUUUUUUUUUUUUUGAGUUUUCUGUCUUUCCUUUGGACUGCAUUGGGGACGUCUGAUUCCCAUGCUCUAUCAUUCGUUUUCUUUCAUGUGUCUGCUACGUAAUUCCCGUUUUCUCCCAUUUUCUUUCGUUGCGUCUCGUUUCCAUUAAGAAUUUGCUUUUUUUAUUUUACGUGUUGUGGAAAUGAACAUCGAAUUAUUCUUACUUUAGUUUCCCCUUUAGUUUUCCAUCAAAAGUGCAUUAAUUUCUCGUUUUCUUCUUAAUUAUCGUGGCCUAUUUCAUGUCUGCAUUUCCGUUUUCUAUGUGUAUGCGAGUUGGAAAGGUGCCAAGUGACGCCCAUUUUCUGUACAUUUUAGAGAGAGGACUAACCUAAGUAUGUUUUCUAUAAUCAGUUUAGGACAAUCUAAUGAAUAAUUGAUCUCAGCAGCCCACAACCUCGCUACUAACAGCAUUAUCUCCUCAAGACAGCAGCAAUAACAGCAAAGGUAACAAGUUGGUAAUAGCAAUUGUAAAACGAAGCUCAUAUUAAUCAACUUUUUUUUUUUUUCAUUUCAAUUUUUAUUAUUUAUUUUCCUCUUUCAUUCCUUCAUUCUCUUUUCCUCAAUUUUUCCUUUCGUUUUCUUCAUUUUCUUGUUUUCUUUUAUUUUCUUCCUUCUCUUUUCCCUUUUUUUUUCUUUUCCUUCAAUUUCUUUUUCAGUUAAUCUCCAUUUCUCACUUUUAAUUUUUCUGGUUAUUGCUUUCUCUUGUUUCUCAUUAAACAAGAGAACAAUAGCAUGACUUUCCCAGAAAUAGCAAAAGGAUAGUCAGUAUUUGGCAACUUUUUUCAUUUUAAUCAGUUUCGUUUUUCUGAAUACUUGAAUUGAGCCUUGUUAUCAAUUUUGUUCUUGCUUGACAUUAUACAACAGAUCAAUUGCAUAAAUGUACAAUAGAUAACAGAAUGACACUCAAUAUUAAUCAUCUUUUUCUCUUUAAUAUGCUUAAAUUAUUUUGGACAUUUGGACUGAGCUUCUUUUCACAUUUAAUCAUAACAAUAACAGCAAAAAAAAUGACAUCACAAGGAAUUGUAAACAUGACAACCAAUAUUAGUACGUAGUUUUUUUUUUUUCAGUGUGAUAUAGCCUGUUUCAAAAUGUUUCUGUAUAACGAAAUUGGUACUUUUCAUAAUAACUUAAUCUUUCUUUACUUAAAACAAGAGUAACCAGUAAAAAUAUGUUGGUCUUAUAUUUACACACACGAUUAUCAAUAUCAAUAAUCAACUUUUUUAAAUUUAUUUGUAAUCAUCUUUGGAUAAUCAUAUCAAUUUGUCUUCAUAACUAUUUCACCUCACUUUCUUUCAAUCCUUUCACUAUCACACAAUUUUUCAACAAUCCGUCACAGAUUUUAAAGCAAGUUUUGCACUGUUUCUGCAUUUCUUUUAUAAUCAACAAACUUGCAUUUUUUAAAGGCUAUUAAAACAAGAAAACUUAAACUGAUCCGUCAAUUCAUUUCACUUACUUUCAUUCAAUUUUACUUAAUAAUCCAAAUGACCCUAUUAAAAUUUUCAAUACUCUUUAACUUCCUCUCCUUUCAAUGUCCAUUACUCGCUGGCCAGAAUUUCUUGCAAUUUAUUUCACUGGAUAAAGCAAAUAGUUUUCUCAAUAUUUUUUUUACGAUUCCUUGAUUUUCUCUGCUCUCAAUAUCCAUCAUUCGUCAGCCAGACCACGACAAAUGUCAGACUGAAACACAACCAACAGUCAACCUUCCAUUCCAAUCAACCCCUUCAGUACCAUGACACGUCUUCACAUUUGUUCAAUUUAUUAAUAGGUGAUUUUACACAGCUUCAAAAUCUCAUAUCGGGAUUAAAAUAGUGAAGAUUCUGGACCAUUAACCUUCUGACCUUCAUAAAUCCUUACUAAUGUCAAUAAAAUCGUCUAAUCAUACUCAAAACUCAUGGUAAAAAUGUGUCACAGUACUGAAGGGGUUAAACACGUUCUUUUUACAUAACCAAGCAGCUUUUCUCCGGAUGACUGUGAAUGUCUGCCUUUCAAAUAUCCAACCCAUCAAUAGAAAGUCUCCAGCCGACCACAGAAUCACAAAGCACAAUCGUUCAAACAACUUUCAUGGAGCUAGUCGCGUGUUAUGAGAUAAGCAUGAAUUUUGUAUUUUUAUUUGUAUGAUUACUUUCACGUCUUAACAUCAUUAUUUAAUCAACAAUGGAGUGAGAGAUUUGUAUCAUUUUUCCUCUUAAUUAACACGUUCUUUCCCUUCAAUAUGUGUGUAUGUAUGUAUAUUAUUGUGGUUUUUUUUAAAGUUAACAUUCAUUUAUGUGUGUAUGUAUGUAAAUUACUGUGUUUUUUUCAAGUUAACAUUCAUUUAUGUGUGUAUGUAUGUAAAUUACUGUGUUUUUUUCAAGUUAACAUUCAUUUUUUUACCAUAAGUGUGAUAGUACAUGUAUAUUUUUUUUGUUUUGUUUACCUAUAUUUGUGACUAACAUUAUUCUUUGACUUCCUUUGAGGCUUUUGUAUUCUAUGUGUUUCUUUUGUCUCAACCGUGAAUUCAGUGUGCCAAAUUAGCGUGUGUUUAUUCUCCGCCCUGUAUUUAUUAUUUUUCCUUCUUCCCCUUUGUAUUUAUAAUUGUUUCCCCGCAUCCUUUGUUAUUCUCCUUAUUUGAUAUCGUUUAUUCGUUUGUGUGUUCCCUUUGUGUAUAUUUUUUUGCCCCGAAUAAUUUUUUUGUUGUACUUAUGUAAACAAGUAUUUGUCUGUGUAUAUAUAUGGAAGAAAUAUGCUUUUUUUUUUUUUUUCUAUGUGGAUUACUGUGUGGAUGAUGUGUGGAAAUAUAUAUAUGAAAUGUAUGUGAA